This is a messenger RNA of Paraglomus brasilianum, 453 nucleotides long. NCBI's taxonomy places the organism in Eukaryota, Fungi, Glomeromycota, Glomeromycetes, Paraglomerales, Paraglomeraceae. The record is from the annotation of a GenBank genome assembly.
AUGAUAUUCACUCCAAGCUUGACUAUCGCGCGAGGAACUGACAUCUGUGACGAAGAGAAAGAAUUUGUUCGCGAUAAAUUCGCUACCUACAUUGGAGUAGAUGCCAACGAUAUACCAACCAUUGGAUUUGGCGGAAGCGGUGGUGGAUUUCGAGCUAUGAUAGCUACAACAGGUGUCAGUGGAUGUUGUUGGAAUCUAGCCGCACAAUACACUUCCAUUAUUUCGGAACAAGACAAUCCACUUGAAGCACUGAUCGAUCAUUUUAAGAAACGACUCGACCAUCACAUUGCUAAUCCACAUGCGGUUAUCAAAUCGUUUACGGCUAUCACAUUGUCCGAACAAGCCGUUGAAUUGGUCUUUGGUGGUCUGGCUCAGUCGGGGUUGAACGCGGUAUUAUUGAUGUCUACGGCGCGUUAUUGGCCGCCAGACUUUUGCUUGCCGAUGAUCCAGUAA